AAAGUAGGCGUCACAAACAGGAAUUAAAGAAUGAGCAAAUUUCAAAGUUGACAGACACUGGUCAGAGUUUAACCCAGAUAUAAACUCCAACAGCUCAACAUUCCAACCACGGCAUGGCAAAUAUCCUCUGCUUUCAGAGAUUAACAACACUUCAACAGACGCGUAAACCCUGCCAUGGCUUGGAAUUCCUCUUUCAAGCUUAUCUUUCUCUUUGUCCUUGUUAACUUCCUCAGUUUUGCAACACCUAAGGCACAACAGGUCCCUACUUUUCUUGCCCAGGAUUGCCCAAGCAACGGAACCACAGCCAACAGCACCUUCCAAAUAAACAUCAGGACCCUCUUCUCUUCACUAUCUUCCAACGCCAUCGCCAACAAUGUAUUCUACAACUCCACGGUGGCGGGAGCAAACCCCUCUGACACUGUCUAUGGACUUUUCAUGUGCAGGGGUGACGUCCCAUUUCAGCUGUGUGGACAGUGCGUUAUAAACGCAACGCAGAAACUAUCAUCAGACUUACAGUGCUCCUUGUCCAAACAAGCUGUGAUCUGGUAUGACGAGUGCAUGGUUCGCUAUUCCAACCGCUCCUUUUUCUCCACCGUAGACACAAGGCCUGCUAUUAGCCUGUUGAACACCGCUAAUAUCUCAAACCAGGCAAACUUCAUGCGUUUGAUGUUCGACACCAUGAACGAAACAGCAGAUGAAGCAGCUAUUGGUGCCAAGAAAUACGCCACGAAGCAAGCAAACAUAUCUGGGUUUCAGACCCUCUAUUGUCUGGUUCAGUGCACGCCGGACUUGUCAACCCAGGGUUGCAGAAGUUGUCUUAGUGAUGCCAUAGGGCUCCUUCCAUGGUGCUGUGAAGGAAAACAAGGAGGGAGAAUUCUAAAUCCCAGCUGUAAUGUUAGGUAUGAUUUGUACCCUUUCUACCGCACCAACGUCUCUGCACCUCCAACCGAUUCUUCUAAUUCGGGAGGAGGUAGUGGAAUUUCACCGGGGACAAUUGUUGCGAUUGUGGUUCCAAUAACAGUGGCUGUGCUGCUAUUUAUUGUUGGAAUUUGGCUCUUAAGUAAAAGAGCAGCAAAGAAGCGUAACUCUGCGCAAGACCCCAAAACUGAGACUGAGAUCAGUGCCGUGGAAUCCUUGAGAUUUGAUUUCAGUACAAUUGAAGCAGCCACAGAUAAAUUCUCUGAUGCUAACAAGCUAGGCGAAGGUGGAUUUGGUGAGGUUUACAAGGGCUUGCUUCCUAGCGGCCAAGAAGUAGCUGUCAAGAGACUCUCUAAAAACUCUGGACAAGGUGGAACAGAAUUUAAGAAUGAAGUAGAGGUUGUUGCAAAGCUUCAACACAAAAAUUUGGUGAGGCUUCUAGGAUUUUGCUUGGAAGGAGAAGAAAAGAUACUUGUUUACGAAUUUGUAGCCAACAAAAGCCUUGACUAUAUUCUUUUUGAUCCUGAGAAGCAAAAAUCAUUGGAUUGGACAAGGCGAUACAAAAUUGUUGAAGGAAUUGCUCGAGGCAUUCAAUAUCUUCAUGAAGAUUCCAGGCUUAAGAUUAUACAUCGUGACCUUAAAGCUAGCAAUGUCUUGUUAGAUGGAGAUAUGAAUCCAAAAAUCUCGGAUUUUGGCAUGGCAAGAAUAUUUGGAGUGGAUCAAACUCAAGCAAAUACCAACAGGAUUGUAGGGACAUAUGGUUACAUGUCUCCAGAGUAUGCAAUGCAUGGAGAAUACUCUGCUAAGUCUGAUGUAUACAGUUUUGGGGUCCUCAUUUUGGAGAUUAUAAGUGGCAAGAGGAACAGCUCUUUCUAUGAAACAGAUGUUGCUGAGGAUCUGUUGAGCUAUGCCUGGAAACUUUGGAAGGAUGAAGCUCCUUUGGAGUUGAUGGACCAAUCAUUAAGAGAAUCAUAUACUCCAAAUGAAGUUAUCAGAUGCAUCCAUAUCGGUUUACUGUGUGUCCAAGAAGAUCCAAUAGAUAGACCUACAAUGGCAUCAGUAGUUCUUAUGCUUGAUAGUUACUCUGUUACUCUACAGGUACCUAAUCAGCCCGCAUUCUAUAUAAACAGUAGAACCGAACCAAACAUGCCGAAGGGGCUUAAAAUUGAUCAGUCUACUACCAAUUCAACAUCAAAGUCUGUCAAUGAUAUGUCGGUUAGUGAAGUAGAUCCUCGAAUCCCCAAGAUGCCUCCUUGCAAGUACUUUGCAAUUCCCUCCAUUCUCUUCUUCCUCUUAAGCUUCUUAAUCUUUCCAACCAAAGCAGCUCCAAUUUACAGUUCCCAUGCGUGCACAGACUCUUCUAAAUACCAACCAAACAGCACAUUCCAAACCAACCUCAACCUCCUCCUCUCUUCCCUUUCUUCCAACGCCACCCAAGGCGUCCACUUUUACAAAACAACAGUUGGCAGUGAAACCCCCAACGCCGUCAAGGGCCUCUUCCUCUGCCGCGGAGACACCCUCACCGCCGUGUGCCACGAUUGCGUCAACGCCGCAGCCAAAGACCUGACACGCCGGUGCCCAGUUGAGAAAGAGGCCAUAAUCUGGUACGACGUGUGCAUGGUACGCUACUCCAACCAAUACUACCUCAACAACAUAGUACCCGCAGUGGACAUGUCUGACUCCAAAAGCGUGGCUGGCGCUGAUCUUGACCGGUUCAACGAGGUGCUGGCGGGAUUGUUGAACGCUCUGGCAACGAAAGCUGCGAAUUCCGAGGAUGAGAAGUUCGAAACAGGGGAAGUGAACUUGACGAGUUCAGUAACCCUUUAUGGGUUAGUGCAGUGCACACCAGAGUUGUCCUUGUUCGAUUGCAACAUGUGUUUCAGAAGCGCCAUUGCGUCUGUUCCAAAUUGCUGUGAUGGGAAACAAGGGGCAAGGGUGUUGCUUCCCGGAUGCAAUAUCAGAUAUCAAGUGUAUCCAUUUUACAAUAGCACUAAAAUAUUGGCCACACCGGUUGUGAAGUCCCGUCCUUCAGGACGGAGUCGGGUUGAAGUGAUUCUUACAUUUGUUAUCCCUAUUGUUGCUGCCAUGGUGCUUUUCACUUUUGGUAUAUGUCAUGUCAUGAGAAAGCAAGCAAAGAGUCUGAAACAAUUAUGGAGGAAAACGUCUUUGGUGUUUAAUGAGCACCAUGAAAUUAAGAUUGUUUUGGAAGAAGAAAAAACAAUUGGUAUUUUGCAGACACUAAAACGAGGGACAGAGAUGUUAAACUUGAAAUCCUCUUCAUCCCACUUGCUACUCCUCUUUCUCUUCACCUUGGUGACUAUUGCAAGUGAAGCAGCAGCUCCUAUAUACAGCGCACAUGCCUGCACAGAUGAUGGACCAUUUUACCAACCCAACACAACAUACCAAACCAACUUGAAGCUCCUCCUCUCUUCCCUCGUCUCCAACGCCACCCUCCACCAGGGCUUCUUCCUCACCAACAUCUCCCUCGGAAACCCCGAUGAGGUCAAGGGACUCUUCCUCUGCCGCGGUGACGUCACCCCCUCCGUCUGUCACGACUGCGUCGCCGCCGCGGCAACCAACAUCACAGACCUCUGCACCAACCAAACAGAGUCCGUGAUCUGGUAUGACCAGUGUAUGUUGCGCUACUCCAACCUUUCCUUCCUCAACAACAUAGUCCCUGGAGUUAACUUGAAUUCCGAACAGAACGUCUCUGACUCCAACAAUACCGGCUUCAUCAAUUUUCUUGCGUCCACGUUGAAUGGUCUGGCACAGGAAGCCGUGAAUUCUCUUUCCGGGAAGAAGUUUGCUACAAAAGAAGCGAAUUUCACGAGCUCGAUGAAGGUCUACACCUUGGCGCAGUGCAGGCCUGAUUUGUCCACCUUUGACUGUAACAUGUGCUUCACAAGUGCCAUAAGUAACCUCGGUGAUGGCAAACGAGGUGCACGAUCUCUGCUUCCGAGUUGUAAUGUCAGAUAUGAAUUGUACCCUUUUUACAAUGUUUCCGCAGUGUCCUCUCACCCAGCCCCAGACCUUCCCCCUCCUCCAUCUUCAGGGAAAAACAGUAUCUCUAUAAUCGUGCCAAUUGUUGUCCCAAUUGUCGUUGUGAUUGUACUUUUCAUUGUUGGAGUCUGCUUCCUACGUAAGAGGGCAAGCAAGAAGUAUAACACUUUUGUCCAGGAUUCAAUUGUGGAUGAUCUUACCGAUGUGGAGUCCUUGCAAUUUGAUUUGGCUACAAUUGAAGCUGCCACGAAUGGAUUCUCGGAUGAGAACAAGAUUGGCCAAGGUGGAUUUGGUGUGGUUUAUAAGGGUAUCCUCCCUAACAGACAGGAGAUAGCUGUGAAGAGGUUGUCAGUAACCUCCUUGCAGGGUGCAGUAGAGUUCAGAAAUGAAGCUGCCCUUGUGGCCAAGCUUCAACAUAGAAAUUUAGUGAGACUGUUGGGAUUUUGCUUGGAGGGGAGGGAGAAGAUCCUUAUCUAUGAAUACAUAACAAACAAAAGCCUUGAUCACUUUCUAUUUGACCCUGUGAAGCAAAGAGAGUUAGAUUGGUCAAGACGCUACAAUAUUAUAGUUGGCAUUGCUCGAGGAAUUCUUUAUUUACAUGAAGAUUCCCAACUUAGAAUUAUACAUCGUGAUCUCAAAGCGAGCAAUGUUUUAUUAGAUGAAAAUAUGAACCCAAAGAUUUCAGAUUUUGGCAUGGCAAAGAUUUUUCAGGCAGACCAGACUCAAGUAAAUACAGGAAGGAUAGUAGGGACUUUUGGUUACAUGUCUCCAGAAUAUGCAAUGCGUGGGCAGUUCUCUGUGAAAUCAGAUGUGUUCAGCUUUGGUGUCUUAGUUUUGGAGAUUGUGAGUGGCAAGAAGAACACUGAUUUAUAUCAAUCGAAUCAAGCUGAUGAUCUCUUAAGCUAUGCUUGGAAGAAUUGGACAGAGCAAACACCUUUGCAGUUUCUGGAUCCAACUCUGAGAGGUUCUUAUUCAAGAAAUGAAGUAAACAGAUGCAUCCAUAUUGGUUUAUUAUGUGUUCAGGAAAAUCCAUCUGACAGACCUUCGAUGGCCACCAUUGCACUUAUGCUGAACAGUUAUUCAGUUACCUUGUCAAUGCCACGACAACCAGCAUCUUUUCUGCGCGGAAGAAAUCUUAACAGGCUAAACCAAGGGCUUGACUCUGAUCAGUCUACCACUUGUUCAAUUCCAUGGUCUGUGAAUGAAGUAUCCAUUACAGACAUAUACCCUCGCUAAAGGAUUGUUUUCAUGUUUUCUUUGACCAAUCCAGGAUAUGUUUAAAUGUGUCAAACCAAGGUGUUGCUGUUAUACAAUCCUAGUGCAUAUAUAUUGUAAAUAUUAAUAGUUAAAAGAAUUCUGUCAAAUACUUCUUGGAUGAACACAUACAGUAGCUAAAGCAUGAUGCCCUGGGAGAGACCAGAUUAAUUUGCAAUCUUCACCAAUUUUGUUUUUGAAAUAUGUUGUUGAUUUACUGAGAGAUUCUUUUUCUUACUCA
Messenger RNA from Glycine soja, 5413 nucleotides. RefSeq lists its product as uncharacterized. The transcript is spliced from 16 exons. NCBI's taxonomy places the organism in Eukaryota, Viridiplantae, Streptophyta, Magnoliopsida, Fabales, Fabaceae. Bases 175 to 5154 code for a protein of 1659 amino acids. Gene Ontology annotation, molecular function: protein kinase activity; ATP binding. The record is from RefSeq and is a predicted model, not a curated record. Gene Ontology annotation, biological process: protein phosphorylation.